This is a messenger RNA of Fonticula alba, 3270 nucleotides long. RefSeq lists its product as hypothetical. The record is from RefSeq and is a predicted model, not a curated record. Gene Ontology annotation, cellular component: mitochondrial inner membrane. Lineage: Eukaryota; Rotosphaerida; Fonticulaceae. Gene Ontology annotation, biological process: mitochondrion inheritance. The transcript is spliced from 7 exons. The coding region runs from base 93 to 3128 and encodes 1011 amino acids.
CUCGCCUUUCCUGCCCGCCAGGCAGCCCUCCCCCCCCCCCCUCGCCACUGCCGGGCCCCGGGGGUCCUGCCACCAAACCCCCUGUCUGAGUCAUGCUCCGGGCCGGCAUCUUCCGCCACAUUGGCCAACGGUCGGGCCCCUGGCAGCACCGCGCCGGGGGCGUGGCCGCCACAACCGGUGCCCGCGUAUCCCCCUCGCCGCUGGUUGCGCCGCUGGCCAGCACCAUGCCCACCAGGCGACCGGCCGACUGCCCUGACCGCGGCCUCAGCCACAUGCCGACCCGCGCUUCGGCGGCCAGCUCUCCGGCCUGGCUGCCUUGUGACCUGGGCCUCGCCAGGCUGACGAGCCCACGGUCAACAGUGGCAUCCCUUGUCGCCGCGGCUCCUCGCCGCGACUACGCCGCCAUCGUCGACCCUCCGAAGCCCCCUCCUUCGGCGACCACUGCCCCCGUCGCCGCCCCCGCCGCCGGUCCCACCACCACCAACAACAACAACAACAACAACAACGCCGUCCCCCCUGCCACAAUGCCAGACUGGGGGGCGGAGUUUGACACCCCGGUGCGAGCCAACUUCGACCGGCUAACGAUAGCCGGGCCCAUGCCCCUUGAGCCUGUCCCGUCGGUGAUUCCCCCGAGCCCGCUCUCCGUUCGCCGGCAGCUGUUCGGUAGUUUGACCGAGCAGCUCUUCUCGCGAACCGGCAGCGCCAGUGCCACGAUCAAUGGCGGAGUCGGCGUCGGCGGGUCGGUGGCCACCGGUGCGGGCGUCGGUGGCUCCUCCGCCAGCGCCGCCGGCGGCACUGGCAUUGCCUCCUCCGCCGGGGCCCACGGUGCCGGGGCCCUGGCCAAAUCCCCACCCUCCUCGCGGUAUCUCGGCGAGGCGGACCUUGAUGCGCUGCUGUCGUCGAUUCGCGAGCGGUACCUUGUUCUGCCGCGCAUUCGGCCUCGGGUGGGACCCAUCACGCAGGAUUUCGUCUGGGGCAUCCUCUCCUGGCUGCUGCUGAUCCUGGCCGUGUCUUUUGUCACCUUCACCACCCCGGUGGUGGGGUUCUUCUUCACCAUCGCCAACUACCUGCCCUUCCGGGACCUCCUCUAUGCCCAGGUCGCGCGGCUUUUCUCAUACUCCCUCGGGUAUGAUGUUUCUCUCAACGGGCCGAUUGUCACCAUGCGCGGGUCCAUCGAUGGUGAUGGGGCCAAGAAGGGGAAACUCCUGUCGGGGCUGGCCCUGGCCGAGGCACCGGGCAGCGGGCUCCCGGGCUCCAGCGCCGCCACCUCCAACAAGCGGGGCGUCUUCCUGUCCUUCUCCAAUGUCCGGCUUAGCCGGCUCUUCGAGGAGCUGAACCACGUGCCGGAGACCGGUGAGCCGGCCGGGCCGGCCUUGCGGGUCCUGCAGGCGCGCGAGGCCGGCUCCUCGGCGGCCCUGGGCGCCGCGUGCGUGUGCGAACCGCGGCUCCCCCACUCGACCCAAGCGGAGACCGGCCUCAAUCUGCCCUGCCCGCGCUGUGGCCAGGAGCUCCUGCACGACCAGCAGCUGGCCGCCAUCGACACCAAUGUCACCCAGUUUGAUGUCACCUGCGACAAGAUGGAAGUUCGGCUGUCCUUCUCGCGCUUCAUGAAGGGCCAAGGCCUGGUGGAGGAUAUCACCAUCCGCGGGGUGCGCGGCACCGUGGACCAGCGCCACCUGUACUGGCCGCCGGAUUAUGUGAACCCCCCGCUCAAGGACGGCUUCGACAUCCGCCGGGUGCAGGUGGAGGAUGUCCUGCUGACCCUGCUGCAGCCCUCCUUCCGGCCCUUCAAUGUGUCGAUCCUGGCCUUGGACCUGGACCGACUGCGCUUCCGGUGGUUUUUGUAUGACAUCCUCCGGGCCAACAUCGCCAUCGGGUCCUACGAUGAUUGCCUGUUCACCUUGCACACGGCGCAGCGUGGCUCGGCCGAGCACCAAGCCCUGGAGCUGGCGGCCGCCGGGGACACCGACGCCGAUGCCACCCGGCCUCGGCGCUUCCGGUCCCGGCACUUUACCGCCAAUCCCGACACCGGUGGGCCCGACGCGGCGGGCUCCAACAAUGCCGGCCCCCUGCACCGCGGGUCGCCCCUCAUGGAUACCCUCUAUCCCAAUGGGCAUCCGGCCUACACGCCCUACUUGCACUUGACCACCUCGUCGGAGGCCGGCAAUUCGGCGGCCAAUGCCUCGGGCCAGGGGUCCGGCUCGGCCGCCACCCCGGCCAUGAGCCCGGCCGCGGCCCUGGCCGCCGCCGCGUCGCGCAUCUUCACCGGGGCCGGGGCCGACCCCGACCCAAAGGACACCCCCCCGCGGCUGGCGCACCUGAAGAUUGUCGGCGUGCCGUUCGAGCACUUUGGCAAGAACUCCCCCAGCGGCCCCAUGAGCUGGAUCUACAGCGGCACUGUGGACAUUUCAGCCACACUGGUCCUGCCGGAGGUGGACCCCUCGCUGCUCACUCCCUACUACGAGACUUAUGACCCGGUGCAGCUCCGGCACUUUGCCCUGCACGGGGAGCCCCCCUCGGAGGAGGCGGCCACCUAUGCCACAGGAGCCGGCGAGCCGCAGCUCCACCCGAGCGUGCCGAUCCCCUAUCCGCCGGCGGCGCCAGCCCCGCAUCAUGCCCACCCCCAUCCGCCGAUGCUGAUCGAGUCGAACCUGCGCUUCAACAACCUGCGCGCGGCGGUCCCCCUGCGCGAGGGGGACUGGUCGUAUGUCGAUACGACCAGCCUCCGGCCGAUGGUCAGCUACAUCAAUGCGCAUGCCACCUUCCUGCCGCUGGCGUAUCGUUUGGCCCUGCCAGUGUCGCAAUUUGACUCGGCUUGGUCCCUUUUCGAUCGGUUUAUCGCCUAUCGCAUCUCAGAUGCCAUCUACAACAGCUUCCUCCGGCGCAUGAGCGACGAGCAGCGCCGCCAGCGCCAGGUCAAGCGCAUCGGCGUCUGGGCCUUGCGCGAGGGCAUGAAGGGUGUGGCCAACUUCUGGUCCCUGGUCCGGGGCCUGCCGUACUCGCUGCCCGCCGGCCAGGGUCAACAGACCUUGAAGAUCAACUCUUCCCCACGAACGGGCCCGGCCCCGGCGCCAACGCCCCUGACACGCCACGACCCACUGGACACCGCACACCUGGCGCCGAACUAGACACGCGGCUGCCUGCCGGUCCUCCUCGCCCUCCCGGUAGCACCCCGCGGUUUCUUUGGGUUGGCGGAAGGCGAGUAGCACCGGCGAAAAGGCCAGCGGAGAGGGCGGGUGCAUGUGGUCGCAAUGUUUGCCGUCUCCCCCC